Molecule: messenger RNA, 1926 nt
Organism: Fonticula alba
Lineage: Eukaryota; Rotosphaerida; Fonticulaceae
Exons: 2
Coding region: 1-1926 (641 amino acids)
Source: RefSeq, a predicted model, not a curated record
AUGGUCGGCAACCUCUUCGAGGGUGUCCUCGGCCGCCGCAAUGUCCAGCGGCUGGUCGGGCUCCUCAUGCUUCUCGGCGUGAUCGUCACCUCGGCCGCCGCCCAGGCCCCCGUCCACGACCCGAACCACCUGUGUAACGGCCUCGCCGAAACCUCGCACAACGGCCACUGCAUCCCCUCCCUGCGCGGGUGCCUCAUGUCCCGCGUGGUCAACGGCCAGCCCCAGUGCACCCAGUGCAAGAACGACUACUUCCUGGUGGAGGGCGUCUGCGCCAUGUCCCACGAGCUGCCCCUCAACAAGCAGGCCCACCGGAACCAGGUCAUGGACAAGUGCUCCAUCUCCCACUGCCACGAGUGCAACGAGGUCCCCGGCAAGUGCAACCACUGCACCACCUUCAUGACCUCCAACCAGACGUGCGCCGAUCCCAGCCGCACCUUCUUCGAUGGCUGCGUGCCGGUCAGCCGCAAGGCGGUCUUCGGCUGCGCCAGCUGCACCGGCGGCCGGACCCUCAGCCACCACCGGACCUGCAACAUCCACUGCCCGGUCGGCGAGACCCAAUGCGGCACCCACUGCUUCCGCAAUGAGGACAUGCCGGAGGGCUUCCGCUGCGAUGCCUGGCUCCUGGCCGACUACAUGCACCCCGGCCAUGUGGCCGACGAGGUGCAGGACCUGCCGCCGCUCAACUGCGACAACCAUGGGACCUGCUUCAGCUGCCACGCCGAGUGCGCCAAUGGCGCCUGCACCGGGCCCCGGAAGACCGACUGCACCGCCUGCCCGGCCAGCACCAUCCUCAUGCCCUUCAACGAGGUGACCAUCGGCUCGCGCACCCUGGCCGUCGGCAUGUGCACCGCCGCCUGCCCCAGUGGUUACACCAAGUCCGGCGACACCUGCAUGCGCUGCCAGCAGCCCAACUGCCUGCACUGCGACUCCAGCAACCUCGGCGCCUGCACCCAGUGCGUGCCCGGCAUGUUUGUCCAGCCGGAUGGCACCUGCGCCGACCACUGCCCGGUCGGCUUCACCGAGAUGCUGGACGGCACGUGCCAGCCCUGCGCCGCCAACUGCGGCCGGUGCAUGCGCCAGCAGCCGGAAAUCUGCCUCCAAUGCCUGUCGGCCCAUGGCGGCCUGCUGGAUGGCAUCUGCUAUGAGUCCUGCCCGGCCGGCUACCGGCUGAUGUAUGGCGCGUGUGCCAGCUGCGCCGAAAACUGCGCCGACUGCUCGGCCUCCAUCUCCACCUGCAACCGGUGCAUGCCCGGCCACACCCUGAGCAGCAAUGGCGCCUGCCGGCCCAACUGCGCGGCCGGCACCUACUUCGAUGAGACGGCCAAGCUUUGCAAGCCCUGCAGCACCAACUGCGGCACCUGCUCCAAGCGCCCGGACUAUUGCACCACCUGCAAGGGCCCGCUGGUGGUCCUGCAGGAGCGCGGCGUGCGCCGCUGCGUCCACCAGGAUGGCACCCGGUACACCCCGCACCCGGGGCUGGUCCUGCCCUGCAACAUCCCCGGCUGCGUCAGCUGCCCGCAUCACUACAACCUGUGCACCGGCUGCGACCACUACCUGCACCUGCACACCGACAUCAACCAGUGCCUGGUCAACUGCCCGCCCGGGCAGUUCCGCACCGCCACCGGCGUCUGCCAGGCCUGCCAUGCCUCCUGCGGCAACUGCGUCGGCCCCACCGCCGGCGACUGUGUCCACUGCGCCUUCGGCAUGAAGCUCCAGCUCGACGCCUCCGGCCAGAAGGGCAGCUGCGGCACCCACUGCACCAAGCUCCCGGCCGCCCGGGCCCAGGACGUCUGCUACCAGUGCGAGCAGCACUGCCGCAUUUGCGUCGUCCAGGAGACCAAGCUCCACCAUGGCCAGCCCUUCCCCUCGACCUACUGCCAGGAGUGCUCGCCCGGCACCACCCUGGUCAACGGCAAGUGCUUCUAA